CAUCUUUCGUAUGCGUGGGAUCAUAACAUGAGUACUAGAUCACACAAAAGAAAAUCCGACGAUUCGCAUAUUCACUAUCGAAUUGCAAAACAGUAUUCAGCACACAGUCAUGUCGCACCUUGGACCACAUUCUACUGUAUCGGGCAUGGAUUCUUCGUAUAACGAUCUCUCAGACAUGCAAAGGCAGGCUUUUGAGCAUUUCUGGCCGUGGCUUGAGGAUGCUGUGACUCAAAGCUCUACCCUUUUGCCCUUCCAGAACUGCAGCACCAUCAGCUAUGCCGACUAUGGCUGUGCUGGGGGCGCCAACUCAGCGGCUUACUUUGCUCAAGUUAAAUCUGCGCUCGAGCGAGCUGGAUUUUUGGGCGGAGACGGUUCCUCGCAGCUCCAAGUGACCUUGAUAGACGUGCCCAGCAAUGAUUGGAACCAGGUCUCAGCCGCCUUCUUCAGGCCGGGGGCUGUGGGCUGUGCUGAGGCAAUCUUGCCUACUAUGGUCCCGAAGAGCUUCUAUGCUGGAGAAGUUGCCCCGCCAGCCUCUCUGCACAUCGGCAUCAGUGUGGUUGCCCUACAUUGGCUGUCGCACACACCGCCUGUCAGCCUGAAGGACAGCUUUAAUUAUCAAAGAGGAGGCCAAUCACAUGUGGAGGCUUUCAGGCGACAGUUUGAGUCAGAUGCAGAGCACUUUUUGCGUCUCAGAGCAAAUGAGUUUGUGCCUGGUGGCCUGCUGUUGCUGGUGCUGCCCGGGACACUGGGGGAUCGAUACCUCGGUGAAGGGUCCUUCUCUGCCCUGAGCGACGCAGCGGCGGAGCUGAGCGCACAGGGGAAGAUCGACGCCUCUCUGCUGGAAGACUUCCUCUACCCUGUCUACAUGCCCACAGAGGAUGAGCUGGAGAGCAUUGUGUACAAGGCUGGCAGUUGGGAGGUGAUGCAGCAGGGCGGGGCUUCACUGACGCAGAUGUGGGAUGGGUACCGGGCAUCAGAAGACCCGUCCGCUUCCAAGGCCUAUGCCAGCACCCUGAUCUUACUCAUUCGCGGCGUGUGUGCCCCCCUUGUACGGAAGUGCCUAGCCCUCAGCGAAGAGACCCUCCAGGAGCUGUUUGAGAGAGCAGAGGAGAUGGUCAGGGCGGAUCCGAGCAAGUAUGCGUUCAAGAAUAUCGAAGUUGCUGUGCUGCUUCGCCGCACGAAGCGGCGGCCAUCAGUGGAUAUCGGCAGGCGGAGCACAGAGUGAGCAGCGGGCAUGUCAAAACCCAGCAUGCUCUUCAGAACUUGCAGUGCAGCGUGUGAAUCGCCGUUUCAGGCAACAGGCAUCCCUGUGUUCGGCCACAUGCAUGUGAUCUGACAGUGCACUUGCACUGGAGUGGUUGUUGACAUCAGGUGUUUCCUGUAAGUUGUUCAAAACCAUCGAGAUCUGGCAGAGAUUGCCUUGUACAGCAAAACGUGCUGAACUUUCUUGCAGAUUCCUGCACUGCUCAGGUGUUCCUUGUCAGUUGUUGAAAACCCUCGCGAUCUGGCAGAGCAUCGCAUUGUACAUCAGACCGUGCUGAAGUGUCUUGCAGUUUCCUUAAUUGCCGACUGUUGCGCUUGUGCAAAGAUGGAUUUUGGUAGAUGUUUAUGGACUCAGCAAGUGUGCAUGUACUUGAGGUGAUGGGAAGUGUUGCACAUGAUGGGACUGAUGGAGGAUUUUACGUGCUGCAAAUAGACAGCAUACAAACAAACAACAUGUGGCAAGGUGUUGCCGCCAAUGCAGCCAUGAUUAUGAUCAAACGGAAUUUGAAGUCCUGUGUGAGGGCUCUCAAUAUAACGUCUUGUAUGAUUCUGUACAAAUUUGAAAAUACAGGCUUUAUC
Messenger RNA from Coccomyxa subellipsoidea C-169, 1842 nucleotides. RefSeq names its product S-adenosyl-L-methionine-dependent methyltransferase. The record is from RefSeq and is a predicted model, not a curated record. Gene Ontology annotation, biological process: methylation. The transcript is spliced from 5 exons. Gene Ontology annotation, molecular function: S-adenosylmethionine-dependent methyltransferase activity. The coding region runs from base 110 to 1225 and encodes 371 amino acids. Lineage: Eukaryota; Viridiplantae; Chlorophyta; Trebouxiophyceae; Coccomyxaceae.